CCAUACAUUACAAACAAUUAUAAAAAAAAUUAACAAAAAACAAAACAAAAACGUAGACUCGUGUCGAUUUGGCGCACGCGCACGCUGGGGCGGCCACACAUUCCGCGUUCCAUAGACCAUUCAAGGACCGAUGCAAUUUUAAUCAUCAAUGCAAUGCAAUCUUCGUCUUGAAGGUCUCCUGCUUGGCCUUGGCCGUUCAAUAAAAUGGGGAAAAGAUACUAUUGUGACUACUGUGACAAAACUUUCGCAGACAACUCACAGAAUAGAAAGAAACACCUCAAUGGAGUUGUUCACGACCGACUUCGAAAGCUGCAUUACUCUCUUUUUAGAGAACCAGAAGAUAUUUUGUCUGAAGAGAAAGCUAAAAUUGCAUGCCUCAAGCUGAAGCAGUCAGGUUUCUGUACCUUUGAAGGGAGUUGUAGAUAUUCGCAUUUGACUCCGGAGAAGGAACGUGAGCUGCUAGAAAAAAUCGAAGCCAAGAAACUUGCAGCCCAGGCAGCAGAGGAUCUUGCAGCCGACCUGCCAGAGCCAAGCCUGGAUGACUGGCUUGCCAAGAGGAGCAAGAGGAAGAAGAACAAAGAUACCACAUCAUCAUCAACAUCAUCAUCAGAGGGAGUGCAUCCAUCGGGUGGAUCGGCAGUCUUCAAGGACAUGGAGUUCAGUCUCCCUCCAGAGUUGCAGAACAUCCCGGACCUUCCACCGUCCAUGAUCCCUCCCUCCAGCGAAUGCUUCACAGAGACAGCAGAGUGGGGUUCAUGACCAAGGCUCUACUGAAGUAUUUAUCUCCUGCAUGAAUCUGUUGUAUCAUAAACUUCUAAAAUGUUAUAUUCAGCAGGCCUGAUAAUUACCUGAUUUAAAUCGGUUUUCUGAUUUAUUUAUUUUCCCCCAAUAUUCUUACUCGAAAGGGGGGAAAUUUUGUUAGACACCAUUUUUUCUCCCCAAAUCCUUUUUUAAUUUUUAUACUCACUAUCACCCCUGAAUUCAGUUCAAUUCUAAAUUUAUACCUCCCUCUGUCUCCCUUACGAUUUUCGGGCUCACAUGUACAGGUGUAUUUGAGUCUUUCGCCCUUGUAAAUCUAUGCUACAGUGAUGACCUUUUUUUCAGUUUCGGUAUAUGUUUCUGUGUAACAACCGGAUAUGUGUUUGUACAUGUAAUUGUAAAAUGUGAGUUACCGGUACUCAUGAAUUUGCAAUGUUAAAGUGGGGAAUAUCAGGUUUGCAAACACAAUGGUAUAACAUUCAACAUGCCUUGUCAUCCUGGCAGCUUGCAGGUCUGAUAAUGUUUAAAUAUUUUUUCCAGAUUUUACCCCUAUUUUCUGGAUUUUCCCCAUAUUUUCCCUAUUUAUUCGAAUUUUUCCCCAA
Messenger RNA from Strongylocentrotus purpuratus (purple sea urchin), 1361 nucleotides. RefSeq names its product zinc finger matrin-type protein 5 (gene zmat5). The record is from RefSeq and is a predicted model, not a curated record. The transcript has 4 exons. Gene Ontology annotation, cellular component: U12-type spliceosomal complex. The coding region runs from base 205 to 759 and encodes 184 amino acids. Gene Ontology annotation, molecular function: zinc ion binding. Lineage: Eukaryota; Metazoa; Echinodermata; Echinoidea; Camarodonta; Strongylocentrotidae.